Messenger RNA from Ceratitis capitata (Mediterranean fruit fly), 462 nucleotides. RefSeq lists its product as uncharacterized. Bases 67 to 462 code for a protein of 131 amino acids. The record is from RefSeq and is a predicted model, not a curated record. Lineage: Eukaryota; Metazoa; Arthropoda; Insecta; Diptera; Tephritidae. The transcript has 2 exons.
CUCUUGUGCGUUUGAAAGCAACGCACGUUCGAUUACGCAUGCGUAGCAAGUGAUUUUGCCAGCAAGAUGCAUUUUCUCGUCUUUAUUACACUCCUAUUUGCUGCCACGGCUUUUGCGCAAACUGUACACGAACCCAUGACUGAGCAUAUCUACUUCUAUCCACGACCGGGCGAUGAAGCAUCUCAUCAGAUCUACGUCAAACCCACAGAUCUUAUAACGCGGCAUCGCUUGCAGUUCGUAACGGACUGGCCUUACCCCGGCGUUAUGGGUGGGCAAGUACAGAAGCCCAUAGAUUUGGUCGCUACCGCUGAGGUGAGCUCGCAGCCCAUCUACUUUCGCAAACGGGACAAUCUCGCCAACGUUAAGCUUAAGUCAAAACAAAAUAUUUUAUAUCUACAAUUACCAAUGUUAACCCCAAGUAGCCGGCAUAGUCCGAGUGAUGCUGAGAAUAAAGUUUUAUAA